Molecule: messenger RNA, 3299 nt
Organism: Setaria italica (foxtail millet)
Lineage: Eukaryota; Viridiplantae; Streptophyta; Magnoliopsida; Poales; Poaceae
Product: remorin 4.1
Exons: 5
Coding region: 142-1578 (478 amino acids)
Source: RefSeq, a predicted model, not a curated record
CUUGAGCAAGGACCUCGCCCGCAACCUCUCGCUGGCGCUCCUCCUCCUCCACCACCUCCAUUUCGCUGCUGGAGCUCAGAGCUCUCACUGGGAGAAGACGAGGAGAGUCGGAGAGGCGCGCUAACUGCUGACCGGGUGGCAAUGGGGUAUGAGAGGAUACACAAAGUCCAGAUGGGUGUCGUAUCUCCAACCAAGCUCAGGAUGAAGCUGCUGGGCUCCCAUGGCGGCAACAAGGACGAGGCCACUCGCAAGUCGCCGCGGGCGUCGCCGUCGAGGCUCGAACACGACGACGAGGCAGACCACCCCAAGAACAGCCUCCUGCCUCAAGAGCUCGACGAAGAGUACCCAAAGGACCGGUCGGAUUCGUCCCGGUCGCGCUCCAACGCCAGCCACGGCAGGGCAGCGCGCAGCGGCGGCGGCGGGAGUGGCAGCGGCUGCGACAGCGGGAUCGAGAACGGCGGCGCCGGCGGCAACUUCGAGUUCUACAAGGAGGAGAGGGCGGCCCUACAGCCGCCACCGCCGCCCGCGGUGGCCGUGUCCGGGCCGUUCUUCCGGCAGGUGCCGUCCAAGUGGAACGACGCGGAGAAGUGGAUCGCGGGGCGGCACGUCGUGCACUCCAACCCCAUCUUCUCCAAGAAGCCUGCCGCCGCCGCGUCGCCGCACGGCACCACCGGCGGCGGCCGCGUCGCGCCGGAGUCCGCGGCGUCGAAGGCUGGCGCCGGCGCUUGUUGCGACAGCCAGAGCUCCCGCGGCGGCGGCGGCGGUGGCGCCGUCAGCGCGAUGACCGAGCUGUCGUCCAAGUCCUCGUCGCCGUCGUCGGUGAGCGGGCCGGCGAGCAAGCCGCCCCACAAGAGGCUCCGUUUCUCGUCGGCGGGCGCGGCGGCGUCGGUGUCGGUGUCGAUGCGGGACGUCGGGACGGAGAUGACGCCGAUAGCGAGCCAGGAGCAGUCGCGGAGCGGCACCCCCGCCGGCGCCGCCACGCCGUCGCUCAGCCCGCUCUGCUCGGUGCCGUCCAGCCCGAGGGGUGGCGGCAGCGCGUCGGCGUCCUCCUCCGCGUCGGAGCGGGAGCUCCGGCUCAGGACGCGGCGGGAGAUCGCCGCGCUCGGGCUGCAGCUGGGCAAGAUGAACAUCGCGUCCUGGGCCAGCAAAGAGGAAGGCCUUCUCGCCGCCCAUGCCGCCGCGUCGCCGGAGGAGAGCACCGUAGACAUCGACGAGGAUAUCAAGAGGAAGGAGUUCGAAGCGCGCGCCAACGCCUGGGAAGAGUCCAAGAAGUGUAAACUCGCCUCAAGAUACAAGAGGAAGGAGGGGGAGAUACAGGAAUGGGAGAGUUGCCAGAAAUCCAAAUUUGAAGCCAAAUUGAGGCAGGCUGAGGCGCAGGCUGAGCAGAUGAAAGCCCGGGCGAAGCAGGACCUGGCCAAGAGGCUGUCCGCCCUGAGCCACAAGGCGGAGGGCAAGCAGGCGAGGGUGGAGGCUCGCCGGAGCCGGCAGGCGGCCCGGCUGGCGCGGGAGGUGGAGCGCAUCCGCAAGACCGGCCGUGAGCCGUGCCGGCUCCGGCGGUGCUGCGCAUGGUUCCUGUGAUCGGCGCCGGGCUUCCUCCCGUUGGUGCAGAUAACUGAACCCUGAAGGUCCCGAACUCUCUGUCAGAUGAAUGCUUGGGGACGGGACAGCAUCAUGGCAUCAGCUUUGUACAUGAAACCAUCGUCAAAUCUGUCACAUGCUGUGUGCUUCUGCACAAUUGAGCUAUUUGUUGUGGUGUGGAUGCCAUUGCCAACUGCCCUGUGAGUUGUGAGUUGUGACAUGCUCUUGCUGAACUUGGUGCUGCAGCUAGCUCAUCUAGACCUGAUGUGUUAAGACAGUCUCUUGUUUUGACUGCUCAGCAUUACAGAAGCAAAGAGAAACCCCUCGCCCAGUUUGUUGUACACAAGGAUGCCAAGAGAAUUUAGAGUAAAUUCUGAAUCAACAUCCCUCUCGCAUCUUGUUCGCUUCUUCAUAAACUCUGCUCUUGCGUUGUCUGAACUCUGAAUCUCUGAGCAGGCAGGUUUCAGGAAUUGUUCAGUUGCUACGCUUGUCACUCAAUUUGCAGCAAUCUCUGAGACCAGGCCAACAAUAACUGUUCUAUCCGAAACUCUGCUUAGUGCUUACUGUCAACCUGAUCUGAUGCCCAACUUGUAAUUCCUGGAAAAGCUACCAUCAAGGCUUCCACAAGGAUUUGGACUUGGACUUGCGAUGGCGGUGGGCUCAUGGCUUCCCCUGCACAGGCCGGCGUGCACACAGGCUGACGCCGUGCGCUGCACCUCCUCCUACCUGGCUUGCACACAGGCUGACGCUGCUCCGGGAUUGUGAGGCGUCUGUCGCGCGGCGCCGCUGCUGAUAGGGGUGGGGAGGCUCUCGGCUCCUUCCCAUGGCUUCCCUCGCCGCCUCGUGGCUGGCCGGCGGGCGGCGUUGGCCUCCCCUCGGCCCUCGCCGCCACCACGGGGGUGGACGGUAUUCCAUUUACCGGCCACCCCCAAGUACCUGCCAGCCGUUUGAUUAUCAGCCGACGGUUGUGAUUUAACAAACGGGCCGUUGAAAGCACCGGGCGCUCCACCGCCCUCUCGUCGUCCCGCCGCUCUGCUUCGCCAGCCUCGCCGCCGCCCUCCGGCGCCAUGAUCUGCACCGCCUCCUACCUCGCUCGCCGCGUGAACGCAGCGCACCAAGCGUGGCGGGGUCGGCCCCUCCUCCCGAGCGACACCCGACGCGGCGACGCCCACCGUUCGCUCUGCUCCUCCGACCUCACCGGUCACCACCGGCACCAUCCACUACCUCUGCGAGGUGCCUGCCGCUGACGCCGCUGCUGGUAGGGACGAGAAGGCUCUCUGCUCCUCUCCAUGGCUUCCCUCGCCACGUCGCAGCUGCCGGCGGGAGGCGUUGGCCACUUGGUCUCCGCUCGCCGCGGCCAGGGGGUGGACGGUAUUUCAGGUAGCUGUGAGCCGUUCAAUCCUCAACCGACGGUUGAGAUUAAGCAAGGGAGGCCCAAUACCAUGGAGCAGUUGAAUGGGACCGAGCGCUUCGCCGCCCUGUCGUCGUCCCGCCGGCCGCCGCGCUGCUUCGCCGGACUCUCCGCCGCCCUCCGGCGAGCUCCAAUACCCAACUAAAUUAAGUUCAGUACUAAGCUCCCGUCAUCCUGCUGAAGAGAUGAUGCGAGCUGUGAGAAAUGUGGCGCUUGUUGCCGUAGAUGUUGUUAGGGCCUGUUCAUGACUAAAGGUGUACUGUCACCUUGAAUGUUUAUAUUCUAAUUCUUAGAAGUAUUAAAUAUAUGU